Molecule: messenger RNA, 3536 nt
Organism: Gopherus evgoodei (Goodes thornscrub tortoise)
Lineage: Eukaryota; Metazoa; Chordata; Testudines; Testudinidae
Gene: SHARPIN
Product: SHANK associated RH domain interactor
Exons: 14
Coding region: 1-2130 (709 amino acids)
Biological process (GO): protein linear polyubiquitination; proteasome-mediated ubiquitin-dependent protein catabolic process; positive regulation of canonical NF-kappaB signal transduction
Cellular component (GO): LUBAC complex
Molecular function (GO): ubiquitin-protein transferase activity; ubiquitin binding
Source: RefSeq, a predicted model, not a curated record
AUGGCUCUGCCGGGCGCUCCCGCCCCCGGGCCCCCCGGCGGCCCCGCGCCGCCCCCCACCGUGCUCAUGUCCGUGCGCGUCUGGGCGGCGCGGCCGCUCGGCCUCCUGCCGCCGCCCGCCGGGGCCUCGGCCGCCGGGGACGCGCUGCUCCGCCUGCAGCUCAGCGUGCGGCCCGGGCCCGCCGGGGGGCGGCUCUUCCGCCUCGCCCUGCGCCACACGGACGCCCGCCGGAGCGUGAGCAUUGCAGAGUAUAACCUCAAAGACAUCUCGUACACAGUGAAGAACGCCUCAUGCCACGAGCUGAUGGUCCUUAGCAGCUCAGAUGACCCCAUGGUGUUUCACUUUGAAGAUGAGCGGGAGGCACAGAAGUGGUGGACGGUUGUCAGCAGCUCCCUGCGGGAGGUGCAGAAAGCUGCCGAGAGUCCCAGUGUGCUGGUGUCACAGCUCACUCCCCUGCCCUCUGCCAGCGGGAAUGCACUGCCCGUGCUGCCAUCAGACGCGUCUCCCUCCUUGGAGCUCUCAAAUAAAGAGGAGUUAGCGCUCCGCCUCGCUAGAGCCGUUGAGCUCGGGGAUGAACAGGCGGCCUCGCAGUGUGCCAUGGCGCUGGCUCGGCAGCAGGCCUCCUUGCACGUUCUACUGAAGGAAUCCAGCUACCCCGCCAACGAGAUCAGAAUGAAGGUUGGAGUGGAAGAUGCGAUGUGCUCGGCCAACAUCACCAUCAGAGUCCAUGCUCGCAUGACCAUUGGGACGCUGAGGCAGCAGGUUUUCCAGGAUUACGGGUUCCACCCCAGCGUGCAGCGGUGGAUCAUCGGCCAGUGCCUGUGCGUGGAUGAUCGGACGAUAGGCUCGUAUGGCAUUCGGAAGGAUGGAGACACAGCCUUCCUGUAUCUGCUGUCAGCCAAGAAGGCCAACCUGUCCGAGCAGCGCUGCGAGGAGGACCAAGCACUGGUCAUGCUGCCCCUGGCCCCCUCGCUCCCAGACAGCUCUGGCACCGAUGAGAAACGCAAAUACAGCACCUUGCCAAACGUGGCUCCAAAGAAAGCAUGGGUCGCUGACAACAGCGAGAAGAUGAAUAUCGGAGAAAUCAGCCGCCAGCUGGGUAUGCUGCAGCUCACCAACCCCUUAUCCAGCCAGUCCAAAGCACCCCCAGCCGCCGCUCCUCCACCAUCCCCUGUGCAGACAGGCUGGUCAUGUGCAAAAUGUACCUUCAUCAACAAGGCCACGCGGCCAGGCUGCGAGAUGUGCAGCACGGACCGGCCGGCGGAAUACAUGGUGCCGGGCAGCUACCAACCGGAUGAGACGGAGCUCUGGAGGAUGCAGCAGGAGGAAAAGGGGAUCUUGCAGUACCAGCAGGCCCUGGAGGACGAACGUCUGCAGAAUUUCCAGCAGCUGCUGCAGCUGGAGGAGAAGGGGCUGGUGCCCAACCAGGAGGCCAUGGAGUGCCGGAUCUGCUACAUGCCCAUGGCGCCGGGGGACGGGGUGCUGCUCCGGGAGUGUCUGCACAACUUCUGCAGAGACUGCCUGCGGCAGGUGAUCAGCUACAGCCAGGAACCCCAGGUGUCCUGCCCCUUCCGCGACAACACCUACGCCUGCAGCAGCAAGGUCCAGGAACGGGAGGUCCGGGCGCUGGUGUCAGCAGAGGAAUACAAGCGGUUCCUGGAGCGGGGCCUGGUGGCGGCGGAGAGACGCACCCAGAACAGCUAUCACUGCAAAACCCCGGACUGCAAGGGCUGGUGCAUCUACGAGGACAUGGUCAAUGAGUUCCGCUGCCCCAUCUGCUGGGGCCUGAACUGCCUGCUCUGCAAGGCCAUCCACGAGGGGCAGGACUGCCGCCAGUACCAGGACACCCUGCAGCUCCAGGCCCAGAACGACGCUGCCACCCGGCAGACCAGCGACAUGCUGCAGACACUGGUGCAGAUGGGCGAGGCCAUGCACUGCCCCGUAUGCCGGAUCAUCGUGCAGAAGAAGGACGGCUGCGACUGGAUCCGCUGCACCAUCUGCCAGACGGAGAUCUGCUGGGUGACCAAAGGGCCACGCUGGGGGCCUGCGGGCCCUGGUGACACCAGUGGAGGAUGUCGCUGUAACGUCAAUGGGCAGAGGUGCCACCCGCACUGCCAGAACUGCCACUGAGGGUGCUCCCUGCCCCCAGCACAAGUCAGGCAGGGGCCUUGCUCCUGGGGGAGCUUCCAGCCCUGGCCAGCUGUGUGCAGUGCCUCGUGGGGGCUCCCCCCUCCCCCCCAAGUCUGGCCCAGGGCCUUCUUCCUGCUGGGCCAUAGGCUGGGCCUGUGUUUGGCAUCGGGCGCCAUUGGGGCUGCUGGUGCAGAGAGCUCCUCACCCCCCUGAAAUGUAACCGGGGCCUCGCCCUCACUUGCCCUGUACCCCAUCCUGUGGCUGUUGAGUGCCUGCCCCAACACAGGGUGCUCCCCGUAACUAGCGGGGGGGAGGGCUGUUAUAGAGGACAGCUGUUCCCACCUGCCUUGGGGCCCAGGAGAGCUGAACACUUGUCCCUUACUGUCAUGUACAGGGGCCGAGACGCCUCAGCCUGCCCCCGUGCCCAGCACAGCACAGGCAGCUGCUCCUCAGGCUGAGCUGCUGCGGGCAGCCUGGCACUGCCCAGCUCACGGCCAGACUCCUGAAGGCUUUACCUGCUGAGGGCGGGCAUGGGCUGCCGGAGCUGGUGCCAGGCCUGCUCUCACACAGGAAGCAGCCCCCGGGCUCUGCACAGUGCAGGGGGGAGAAAAGGCAGUUUCUACCAAAAGGCCCCAGCUGGGCCCUCUGUGCCUUUGGGCAGCUCCAGCUGUGAAUGGUGCCACCCCCAGCCACCAGGGCAGGGCAGAGACCAGGAAUCCAGCAGCUGGCUGGACAGUGCUGCCCCCAGGCCAGUUAGCCCCCCUCCACCGCAACACACCCGUUGGAGGCACCGGGGCAGCAGCUGGCCCCUGCUGCCCAUGCCAUAGGGCACUGCAGAGCCUGCCAUGCUAGAGGCAGUGGCUAAGAGCUGGGGCAACUGACCUGCCCUACCCCCACUGCAAGGGGAGGGGGCACUGAGGACCCCAGCCAGGCCUUUGGGCAGUGCCCCUCCCUGAAGCAUGCUGGGAAGAGGAAGGGGGCUGCUCUCCAUGAAGUCUGAGGGAGGGAGUGGGGCACCUCCCCACUGCCAUGUGGGAGGUCAGGGAGCAGCCUCUACUGGCCACCUCCCUCAAUAGGGUGAGUGCUGGGUCCCUUGCUGGCCCCCCCACAACUCAGACCGACACAGCUGGGGGAACAGAACCGUUUAAUAAAUGCCACCAUUACACACAGGCCUUCCCCUCUGGCUGUAUUGGGUUCCCCCCGGGCAGGGGAAGGGGAGGGCUCCGUGGGCAGGGCCUAGACUGACACACCACACCACACUUUCCCGCUGAAGACUGAAGGUUUAUUUCUGCCCCUCAGCAUGCGCAUACAGACAGCAGCUGCCCCCCCUUCCCAGAGUCCGUUCCCAGGCCUAGCAGGCGAGCGGCUGUGUCCAAGGGAGAGGACAUUAAAUAGGAGUAACGCGU